This is a messenger RNA of Pseudoliparis swirei, 201 nucleotides long. RefSeq lists its product as uncharacterized. Gene Ontology annotation, molecular function: zinc ion binding. Lineage: Eukaryota; Metazoa; Chordata; Actinopteri; Perciformes; Liparidae. The record is from RefSeq and is a predicted model, not a curated record. Gene Ontology annotation, biological process: intrinsic apoptotic signaling pathway in response to DNA damage; regulation of gene expression.
AUGGUGGGCUACUGUCCAAUAUGUGGGAAGCCUGUCUACUUUGGUGAGAAGAAGAGGUCCUUGGGGAGGGACUACCGCCCUCUUUGUCUGUGUCAAAAGUGCAACAGACAGCUGACGCCUGGACAACAUGCUGAGUAUGAUGAAAAGCCGUAUUGUUCCCACUGCUACCUGAAGAUGUUUGGUCCGAAAGGUAACAGGUGA